Messenger RNA from Psilocybe cubensis, 1818 nucleotides. RefSeq lists its product as uncharacterized. The record is from RefSeq and is a predicted model, not a curated record. The coding region runs from base 1 to 1818 and encodes 605 amino acids. The transcript has a single exon. Gene Ontology annotation, molecular function: protein binding. NCBI's taxonomy places the organism in Eukaryota, Fungi, Basidiomycota, Agaricomycetes, Agaricales, Agrocybaceae.
AUGGUUCCUUUAUAUCCUCAAGAAUUCUUGAAAAACAACGAUCCACCCCCCGAUGAAGUUCUUCAAAGGGUCAAAGCUCAUCUUCAUAUUGCCAGACCGGCCAAAGACGAGGCCUUAAAGAGAGCAUAUCUUGACUUGGAAACACUCGAGGAACGAAUGGAAGAUAUGGAGUUAAAGCUACAAGAACACGAGACGUCAUUGUUCCUUUAUAAAUCCAUUCUCUCGCCUGCCCGUCGGAUUCCAAUCGAUAUUCUCCACCACAUCUUCUAUCGCUGUCUUCCGGCCCAGCGCAAUCCCCUUAUGAGUUCCUACGAAGCCCCGAUGGUACUAACUCAAGUGUGCCGUACUUGGCGUGCCAUCGCUCUUUCGUCUCCCCGGCUGUGGUCGAAGAUACACAUCACUUACGCCUACAGCUCCAAGUUAAAGGCGAAUAGUGAUAGCAUGUCCGAGCCCGAUCAAGAUUUGCCUACCGUGGAUGGUGAUACCAUACUCCGUAUGCGCUGUGAUGCCGUCAAGCAAUGGCUCCAUCGUUCAGGAUCGUGCCCUAUAUCGAUAUCGAUAAUGCACACAGGCAACAACCCGCAAAGACCUUCUAGAGAUAAUGAUGAGUCCAGCAAGGCUAAUACUUUGGAACUUUUCAAGACAAUUGUCUUGUUUUGUGAUCGUUGGGAAAAGAUCGAAUUGAUUAUGCCCGCAGAUCUGUGCUCCUUGUUGGGCAGCCUGAUUCCAGUUGACAACCUUUCUCUCUUGAAAAAUGUGAGGAUACUCAUUGCCGAGCAUUACCCUAUGCAAGAACAUCAAUGGGAUGGCUCGGGAAGCGCAUUACUUCGAGCACCUAAUCUUCGAGAAGUAUCAUUGGUCGGAUGGUAUGCUAAGUCAUGGAGGCCGACGAUGGCGCAGUGGAAACAUCUUACGCAUUUUUCUUGCUAUUCGCCACUUCAUGUGGAUGAUUGUUUCUACUUGCUCUGCCAUGCCGGAAAAUUGGUCCGCUGUACUUUAAGGCUUUUGACUUUGAAACCCCCUAAUCAGACCAUUCAGUUGCAUGGACUCGCCUUUCUUCCCUGCUUACACACGCUGUCGAUCAUUGGGAAUCCAGCUCAACGACGAGUGACUGCUGAACUUGUGGGGAAGAUUAAUGCUCCCAGACUUCUCAGUAUAGCGUAUGAGGUCCCAGAAACGCACCAUAAUAACUUUACACUAGAAAAUGCUCAAUUUCCCUUUCUUCAUUUGCUCGAAGUGACAACAAUUCAAAGUUUGACAAUCGACCCGCGGCAUCUCUCAGACAGCCUUGAGGAAUGGAUUACGAUUUUACGGCUUUCGAAGAAUGUUGUUGAUCUAUUCAUUGGCAGCCGGACGACGACUCAAGGCGAGGCAGAUGAACAUCCUUAUAUCCCUUUCAACUACCUAGCCCUCUUUCAGCUCCUUACUAUUGAUUCAGACGCCGUAUCCACCCGUAACUCCGAGGUCAUACUUCCUAAUCUACAGGUGUUCUCAGCCUCUGUAAAUUACAGCAUUACCAAAGAUAUUCUGGCCAACUUUAUAAAAAGCAGAAUGGAUCCGACGUCUCCUCAUGGGGUGGCCGUUUUGAAGACCGUCACCAUAGCUUUUCCCCAAAAGCCAGAGGAUUACGAUUAUUUUUCCGAUGACCCAUUCAUCCCCCCAAAUGCACACGGAGUUGAGGUUCAGACUUUCUUUCAGUUCAUUAACAAUUCCUACAACAAUAAGGAAACCUCUUUUUAUUCCCUCCGCUAUGGUCUCAAACGAAGUAAUGAUCGUUCAUGGCCACAUGAGGAUGUUGAUGAAUCGGUGAGUCAAUGA